AUGCUCUUCAGAGAUGAGAGCCAGGCUGCAUCGGGCACUGUACCUCGCUGGCAAACUCGACACGCCCGACUGAGCCCACCAAACAACGUGCGCAAAUCCUCUCGUUCUCCGUCCAUCGGCGAUGGCCUAGAUGUUAGCCAUCACAAGGGUGCAGAGCAAUUCGUUGAGUCCGGCUUUCUUUCUGCGUUGGAGUCGGAUGCAGCCCUCUGCGCUGUACCAGCGAUCACGGCGGUAUUCGAGGGCAAAGUGGCUGCUGACUCAUCGCUUCAUGCGGUCAGAGAAGCUCUCGCUUUUGCCCUGAGAGCAGGUCGAGAUAGAAGUGACCAAAGUCUCGUUCACAAAUCUCGAAUGCAGUACGGUGCGGCGAUCUCCAGCCUUGCCCAGGACGUGCAAAAAUUGAAUCAUACCAGCGGUAACGCAGGCCUAUUGGCCAUCAUGCUGAUGCCUCUUGCUGGUAGCUCGAUGGAGACUGCUCCCAACUUGGCAUGGUGGGCCGCUCAUGUUCGGGCUGCAGAGAUCCUAGUCAGACAGCGGGGUAGGACGAUGGGUGCGGACAAGGGUUCCGUGCAGGUGUUGCUCACUGUCAGGUCUUUGGCUAUCCUGAGGUGUACGGCAACAGCGAAGCUUUUUACCGAUUUCAUAGACGAUGACGAUCCGAACUUGUUGUCCUGGCACGAUAUUCCCACGGAGUUCACGCUCAAUCCAGCUUACAAUUUGCUUCGUCUCAUCACACCUGUUCCGCAUCUCAGGUACGACGUUGAGGCAUUGCUCACCAAACCAGUGUCGACAGAAACCAACUUGAGAGCUCUUAGCUUGAUCGAGCGGUGUCAGGAGGUGGACCAAAGGCUGUCUUUGUGGGAGAAGAAUCUCCCCCGGAACUGGAAGGGCACCGAGGUUGAUUAUCGAGCUCCGCAGGUCUUGUCUGACGACCCAGACCUACGUACGCUGCUUGAAUGGCCUAAUGGCGGCACAGUCACUACCUACCGAGACCAGUGGGUGCUGUUUCAGCACUGUACCCUUAACACCUACAGAGCAUUCUUACAGUCGAUGAUUUUACGGUGCGGCGCGUGGUUGUUUGGCUUGCCCAUCGAAGCACAGCCUCCAGCCGUGAUUGGUGCCGCUGCAGGCCCGUUGCACGUGCCGUUAAUGGAGGCUCGCGAUAAUCUACUCGACAUUCUCGACUCUAUCUGCCGUUCUGAGAAGCAUCUAGGUGCUACGCCCAGUCAGUUCCGCAAGCCAUCGAUUCGAAACGUCCAUCAACUGCCACAUCCUGUUGGCGGUCCGUUGUUGCUCGCCCGUCACCUCUGGAUCGCGAAUUCCAUCAUCAUCGCCGACCAAAGGCACACAGCAUUCGUCAAGACCGCCUUACGUAUUCUCAGUAAGCGCUUUGGCUUCGGCAUUGCAGAGCAUCUAGCGCGGAAGGACGAGAUGUGUCCAACUCCACUAUUCUCGGUUGACCCGAAGCAUUACUCUGCCGAGGAUGAAGGGGCUGUAUCUCGAGAUGACGCCGGCAUUGCCGAGUCCACCACGGCUGAGUUUCAGGCUCUCGCGGUGUAG
Cyphellophora europaea CBS 101466 is the source of this 1557-nucleotide messenger RNA. RefSeq lists its product as uncharacterized. Bases 1 to 1557 code for a protein of 518 amino acids. The record is from RefSeq and is a predicted model, not a curated record. The transcript has 3 exons. Lineage: Eukaryota; Fungi; Ascomycota; Eurotiomycetes; Chaetothyriales; Cyphellophoraceae.